AUGCUGUAUUCUGCGAAUUACGUUCGAUUGACAUGUGAUGAUGAUCAUGACACUCAUCAUGACAGUGACCAUCAUUCGACGAUGAUGACUCUAGUGGACCAAUCUACGGGUGACGCUUCCCAUCCCAUCAUCAGUCCACACUCACUUUGGCCAGCAUCAUCAUCACCACCACCGCCACUGGCAAUUCAGGCGCACCACCCCUGUCAUAACUACCAAGACCACUUGGCAGAAAAUGAAUCACGACGUCAUUGCAAUUUCUCGGAUUCCAGCUCUUGGUGCGAAAUGAGUGAAUGGUUGUUUCAACCACAAGUGGGGCGGGAGAAUCACUUGUACUUUGGUUGCUGUUGCGAUGUACGUCGGGCAGUGGUGGCUCUCAAUUUAUUGACGAUUUGUCUGCUCUUCGCUUUGUUGGUCAGCUACGAAGUUUUCGUUCGCAUCAUGCAUGAGCCACUUGGAAAUCUGACCAUAGAAAUCUUUCCAGAAGUAGGGCAUGGUAUCCGUGGUAACGCUGAAGACGAGAGCUCUGACCCUGACUAUACGAUUCAAGACUCUCCUUCCCAUGGUCAUUGGUUCUUGUAUAUGUUGCAACGAUACAUGGACGUGUGGAUUCUCGUCGGUAUUAUUCUACAUUCAGUCGGGGUCUACGGAGCCAUCAAAUUCAAAUUAUGGGCCGUCCAGGUCGCUGCCAUUGCAUAUGCCUUGCCAUUGGUUCUUUCCAUUGUCUAUCUUCAUCCCAUUGUAUUCGUCGUCAGUGGGGGUCUAUGCCUAUAUCCGCAUAUGGUACUCCUAAAGGAGAUGAAGGAAGGCGUCAUGAUGCCCUACAAGUACGAGUAUGUCAGUGCAUGCUGUGUAUGCGUACCGGUAUGA
Messenger RNA from Cylindrotheca closterium, 867 nucleotides. The record is from the annotation of a GenBank genome assembly. Lineage: Eukaryota; Bacillariophyta; Bacillariophyceae; Bacillariales; Bacillariaceae.